AUGCUGACCAAUGAAGCUGCCACCCGAAUCGCUAUUAUUGAUGCCCUCAAGUCUUUAAAAGCAGACAAACGCAUUAACCCGGGGGAUCCUAUUUUAAUUGUUUACGCCGGCCAUGGAACUCAAAUUGAAGCUCCCUCUGGAUGGGAAACAGGUGGCGAACAUUUAAUCCAGGCACUCGUACCCUUUGACUGUUGCUCUACUACUGGACUUGAAAUCCCGUGUAUCCCAGACCGUACUAUAGGAGCUCUGCUGGAGAGUAUCGCUGAGACAAAGGGGAAUAAUAUUACUGUCGUUCUCGACUGCUGUCAUGCGGCUUCUGGUACUAGGGCAGGAACUGGUGGUCUCCGUAUUCGUUCAGUCGCUCUCAAACCGAGUCCUAUCCAUACCCAGGACCUUGACUUGAAUAUCUGGGACGCAGGGUUCACAAAUCAACAUCCUGUCCCCCAUUUCCGGUAUAGAGGUCUUCGUUCACACAUCUUGCUUGCCGCGUGUCGCUCCUUCGAACGCGCCACAGAGACCAAAGGACACGGUAAAUUCUCUCGAGCCUUACUCAAACUGCUCAGAGCUACUCCUCCCGAUGAGCUGCGCUACUCUCAAAUCUUAUUUAAAUUAGACGUCAUUACCGAUCAAAACCCGCAACUAGAAGGGGUCGAGCAGGAAAGAUUUCUCUUCGGUGCUCCUAUUCAAGCCCCUACACCCUCCAUCUACCCCAUCUUCUACGAUGAACAAUCCUGCCUGCACUUUACCCCUGUCGGAACUGCCCAAGGAGUCACUCAGGGUUCGACGUUCGAUUUGAUACCGGAAACAAAUGUACGGGACCUUGAGGCUGUGACAAAUGGUUCAUUUAUUGUCCUGCGGGCUAUGUCUUUCAUCAGCACGUUGACGCCACAGAGUAAUUCCCAAACCAUUACUGGUCCCCUCACCAUUCGCCGCAGCACCGAAGGCCAGAAAUAUCCCAUUCGCCUCUUCAUCUCUCAAGACAGGUAUCCAGCCACUCGCAGUUAUUUGGAUGGAUUACUCCGAGAUCAAACUCACGGAUUACGCGACUGUAUCAUUGUGGAUGAUCCGUCUGAGGCCCACUUUCAAAUUUCAAUCAACCGUGGCAAGGCUAUCUUUAAUCUUCUUGACGAAGCCGCUAGAAAGUAUGGUUUUCGUUACCGAUACCCCCGCAUUGACGCCCACCACGAUAACGUGUCUUCUUUCCUCAAAGCAGCCCAGAAAUACUACACAGAGCUAUAUCAGACUAGUGAUGAUGGUAGUAGCUUUGAACUGAUCGAUGACCUUGAAGUAUCCUGCUUCCAACUGCACGAAAAAGCCUCCACGCUCGACGAUGUCUCCCAACUGGACAUGGUGACGAUUGGCCAGGACCUUUGUGAGUAUGAAAAGAUAGACCUGGUUGUGAAAGCGGACUCGUAUUAUGGCUUCAAGAUCGUUAAUCAUGGCAAUCGUGAUCUGUAUCCUACAUUGUCAUAUUUCGAUUUUAGGGACUUGGGCACGAUCACGAGUUGGUACAAGGCACCAUCGAGCGGUCCUUACCAACUUGAAGCUCCAUUAAAGAAGUAUGGAGGAUCUUUGACCAUUGGUUAUGGAAAUGGUGGGGCACUCCCUGUCAUGUUUAGCCUUCAGGAGGAUCAAGAAAUAGCGGUCGGAUUUCUCAAAAUUUCUGUUUCAACACAACCCGUUCACAUGUUCGACCCACUAUACCACCUCAGUAAUUACCAGCAAAACUUGCAGUCCUUCUUAUCGGAAAACAUACGACAUACAUGGGGGAGUAAAUUGAUACCAAUCAUUCAACGACGGCGCCCAAAAGAGACACCUACUGACGGGUUUCAUUUCAGCUAUUGGCCGCAUACCGACCCAGUUACUCACGUUAUUGGUGCACACGCGAUGUCUCGUAGGACCACCAGCAUGCCAAUUCGCUUUGUCGGCGCUGGAAGGGCGUAA
Psilocybe cubensis is the source of this 1944-nucleotide messenger RNA. RefSeq lists its product as uncharacterized. The transcript has 4 exons. Gene Ontology annotation, biological process: proteolysis. The record is from RefSeq and is a predicted model, not a curated record. Gene Ontology annotation, molecular function: cysteine-type endopeptidase activity. Lineage: Eukaryota; Fungi; Basidiomycota; Agaricomycetes; Agaricales; Agrocybaceae. Bases 1 to 1944 code for a protein of 647 amino acids.